Messenger RNA from Lolium rigidum, 1020 nucleotides. RefSeq names its product ubiquitin-like-conjugating enzyme ATG10. Gene Ontology annotation, cellular component: intracellular anatomical structure. Gene Ontology annotation, molecular function: Atg12 transferase activity. The coding region runs from base 180 to 830 and encodes 216 amino acids. Lineage: Eukaryota; Viridiplantae; Streptophyta; Magnoliopsida; Poales; Poaceae. The transcript is spliced from 6 exons. The record is from RefSeq and is a predicted model, not a curated record. Gene Ontology annotation, biological process: protein modification by small protein conjugation; protein lipidation; macroautophagy.
GUUGUUUCCGAGCACAGCGCCGCAGCCCCGUGGGACUCCGGAUCGGCAACGGCAUCUCGAUUGCUCGACCGAGUGGGUUAAACCGCUGGAAUCAGUACGCCGCCUCCACCCAGAGAUCUCCGUCCAAAUAGAGCCAGAGGGGAAUUGUUUGCCCUGUUGAUAGGGUGCUUGAAUCUGCAAUGGUGGGCUCCUCCGUGUGGGAUGGGACUCUGUCUCCCGACGAGUUCAGCGCCUCGGCCAAGGCUCUGGUCAGCAAGUGGGGGCAGAUCGACGUCGACGACUCUCUUCCCGACUGGGCGUGGAGACCUUGCUGCAGAAUGGGCGUGCCAUCUGAGACGGAGGGGUUCCUAGCUCUCGAAGGAGUGUACCAGGUGGGUGGGCAGCCUAUUUCUCUGCUUAACAACGGCGUUGAUAAUGGUGGGGGGAUUGUAGAGCAUGAUACUUGGGUCCAGAGAUCUUGUGAUAAUGUUCAUGUAUAUGAUUUCCAUAUCGCCUACAGCUUUUCUUACAAGGUUCCGGUGCUAUACUUUCAAGGUCAUGAGGCUGGUGGGCAGCUACUAACUAUAGAUGAUAUAAAAAAGGACCUUUCUUCUCAGUCACUUAAAACAUUAAGUGAAUCAAAGUGGACGUUUAUUACUCGAGAGGAGCAUCCCCACCUAAGUUUGCCAUGGUUCACCUUGCAUCCCUGUGGAACCAGUGACUGGAUGAAGUUACUUCUUGAUAAAUUGGGAGAUAAGGACCGAUCUCUGCAGUACUUGUCAGCAUGGUUAUCUGUGGUUGGCCAGGCAGUAGGAUUGAAAAUCCCCCUCAAGCUUUACUGCAGUUCAUAGAUUCACCCUUAUUCAGUAUGUUGUAUUACUGUCAAGUAGCUGUGCCUGUGACAAUUAUGGCGACUGAACUGGGGAUCGCUCACCUCUUAUUUAUAUCUGUAUAUUUCUCAUAUUGAUCUGGGUUGAUGAUUUCACCAUUAUAUAAUUGUAAAUUACAUACUUUUAUUUCCUCUAUUAGAAUGUCACAAUU